AUGGGCAAAUUUCAGGGUCGCAAGCUCGUGGCCUGCACGGCAUGCCAUUCUCAAAAGUUAAAAUGCAGUGGAGAUAUUCCAUGUCACCGGUGCAUUCAACGAAAUAGAGAAUGCGUAUAUCCAAAGAAAGACAAAUUCAUCACAGUGCCAGAGAGUUAUCUUCGUGAUAUCGAAGAAAAGGCCAAUAUAAAUAGUCAGUUCAGCUUCUUGGCUGGAGCGGACGAUUCAACGGCGCUUUCCGAUACAAGCCAAUUCUCUCCUACAACUGAAGCGAGUCAUAUAAAAGAACUUUGCCCAGCAGAAAUCUUUAUACAAAAGCUGACAGAUAUUUCUGCCUUACUACACCCAUAUAUACAGACAGAAUCAUGUCAGCAACUGCGAGUGGGUGAAGCCGGUGAAUUUGUUCCUUUUCGUCUGAAAUCUGAGGAUGGAGGGUCUCAGAUGUUAGUAAAGCUUCCAUCAGAAAAGCAAGCUAUGCAUCUUUUACGUAUCUUUGAAGGAGCAAACAGUGAAUAUCACUGGUUUCUCCGUCAACGGUUUAGAGAUCGGAUACGGCAGACAUACUCCCAGCCUACAAGUUACGUCGACGAUAGAAAUUGGUUCUGCCAACUGUCCCUUGUUUUGGCUCUGGGCCAAGCUCUGGAGAAGGAGCCAAAACAAGAGUCUGAAGAGACAAAUGACCCAUGGGAUUUCAAUCAACCUUCAACUCCGUUAGAUCUUUUUGGACAAGCUGUGUCUUUGUUCAUCAUCUCAGAGACUCUAACAUUGGAGAACCUCGAGACAUUAAAUCUCAUGACUUAUUACUGUCACUUUACAAAUCGCCCGAAGGCAGCUGUCAUUUACAUCAGCCAGAGCGUAGCACUAUCAAGGCUACUCCAACUUGACGAUCCAGAAAUAUACCAACCCAAGAUUUCGGAGCGGCAAGACAGUAAAAGCCGAUGCAUCACCAAAGAGCACAUGCUUCGGCUAUGGUGGACGACUGUCUGUCUGGAUAAGACGCUUGCUUCAGAACUCGAAAUGACGCCAGUGGACUUGAGCCCAUCUCUGGAGUUGCCGUUGCCGUCUUCAGAAGGUUUAUCACCGGAGGAUGAGGAGGAGUUCUUCGAUUUGGAGCUGUUAUUGGCAGAGAUUCGGUCUUGA
Messenger RNA from Fusarium oxysporum Fo47, 1140 nucleotides. RefSeq names its product Zn(II)2Cys6 transcription factor. The transcript is spliced from 4 exons. Lineage: Eukaryota; Fungi; Ascomycota; Sordariomycetes; Hypocreales; Nectriaceae. Gene Ontology annotation, molecular function: DNA binding; zinc ion binding; DNA-binding transcription factor activity, RNA polymerase II-specific. Gene Ontology annotation, biological process: DNA-templated transcription; regulation of DNA-templated transcription. Bases 1 to 1140 code for a protein of 379 amino acids. The record is from RefSeq and is a predicted model, not a curated record.